Messenger RNA from Salvia miltiorrhiza (redroot sage), 1057 nucleotides. RefSeq names its product rhodanese-like domain-containing protein 6. The transcript has 8 exons. The record is from RefSeq and is a predicted model, not a curated record. Bases 1 to 816 code for a protein of 271 amino acids. NCBI's taxonomy places the organism in Eukaryota, Viridiplantae, Streptophyta, Magnoliopsida, Lamiales, Lamiaceae.
AUGAGUCAUGAGCAUGUUGUUGCAGCAGGUCCCACUAUAGGGACUUCAAAGGCAAAAGAACUGGUGACGUUAAGCUCUCAUCCCUUGUUGAAGUCUCCGGAGAUUUCAAAUGCUAGGAGACAUCUCUCGGCAGCUGAAUUUCACUCUGUUCUUCAGAAUGCUGGUGAAUGUCAAGAGUUAAGUAGUGGCUCCAACAAGGAACUGAUACUGUUAGAUGCAAGAAACUUGUACGAGACGAGAAUAGGCAAGUUUCAUGCUCCAGAUAUCAAAACAUUGGAUCCAGCGAUCAGGCAGUAUAGUGACUUGCCCUCAUGGAUUGAUGACAAUUCCGAGCAAUUGUGGGGGAAUAAUAUCCUUAUGUACUGUACUGGAGGAAUUAGAUGUGAGAUGGCAUCAGCCUAUAUCAGAUCUAAAGGUGCUGGUUUUGAAAAUGUUUUUCAGUUAUAUGGUGGAAUCCAAAGAUAUAUGGAACAAUUCCCAGAUGGAGGCUUCUUCAAAGGAAAAAAUUUUGUUUUUGACCAUCGGGUUUCUGUUGGGAGCUUAGAUCCUAUUGUGUUGGGAACUUGCCUCCUCUGUGGCGUGUCAUUUGAUAACUACACUUCACGUUGCCGGUGUACUCACUGUAGGAUGCUUGUGUUAGUCUGUGAUCAUUGUCGGGAAAUAAAUCGGUCUUAUGUUUGUGAAUUGUGCCAGAAAGAUGGCAAGCCUGUUAAAUCCAUUUGCUCUAUGUCGGGAGAAGUACCAGAAACAGCAUAUGAUAAUCAGAGUCUCGAGAUUGAUCAAGCCUCGUCUCUUCUAUCUUCGAGUGAAGGUUGAGCUUGUGUGUCGGGUUCUCUCCUAAGUUAGUUGCUGCAAAUUCAUCAUAGCAGGUCAACUAGUUCAUGAGGACUUGGUGCUAGAACACAUAAUAUGAUAGAUUUUUGUUUUAGCUAUAAGAUAGUUGGUACUUUCAAUUUUGAAUCGAAAUAUGCAAUGAUCAUAUGUACUUGAUACUUGGUUCAUUUGGAUGGUAAUGUAUGAAUAUUUUGGAUGAUAUAUAAUAUUGUUAUUGGUGAUU